This is a messenger RNA of Cygnus olor (mute swan), 6628 nucleotides long. RefSeq names its product plexin C1 (gene PLXNC1). Gene Ontology annotation, molecular function: protein binding; semaphorin receptor activity. Gene Ontology annotation, cellular component: semaphorin receptor complex. The transcript has 31 exons. Gene Ontology annotation, biological process: semaphorin-plexin signaling pathway involved in axon guidance; negative regulation of cell adhesion; regulation of GTPase activity. The record is from RefSeq and is a predicted model, not a curated record. NCBI's taxonomy places the organism in Eukaryota, Metazoa, Chordata, Aves, Anseriformes, Anatidae. Bases 96 to 4604 code for a protein of 1502 amino acids.
CGGCCGGCCCCGGGCGCAGCAUGGCGCAGCGUCGCCCGCCGCCCGCCGCCACCUAAAGGCGCCCCGCGGCGCCGAGCCGAGCCCUACCCGCGCCCAUGGCGCCGCCGGCCGCCCUCGGCUGGCUGCUGCCGCCCCUGCUGGCGGCGCUGGCGGGCGCCGGCGGCCCGCAGUCCUUCGAGCUGCCGGGGGCCCCCAUCGACAACAUCGAGGUGAGCGGCGGCGGCGUGCUGGUGGCCGGCGGCAGCUGCCUCUACGAGCUGCUGCCCGAGCUGCGGCCGCGCCGCCGCGUCCCGCCGCUGGCGGAGGGCUCGGGCUGCGGGGAGCCCCCCGGGGUGCGCAGCAAGCUGCUGCUGCCCUACGAGGAGGCCGGCGGCGGCGGCGUGCUGCUGGCCGGCUGGACGCGGGCGUCGGGCAGCUGCGAGGUGUGGGAGCGGCCGGCCUACCGGCAGCGCUUCAACCGCACCGAGGUGGUGAGCUGCCUGCCCGGCGGCUCCACCGCCGGCGUGGUGUUCCAGCAGGCCGGCGCCUGGUACCUGGCGGUGGCGGCCACCUACUCGGCCGGCCGCCGCGAGGCGAAGGAGGACUGCGAGCCCUCCGAGUCGGACCAGACGACCGCCAUCACCGUGCGCCCCACGGACUCGCUGCUGCCCAGCGAGGAGCUGGGCAUCAUCAAGUACGACGUGGAGCCCCUGCACUUCGUCGACGCGCUGUGGUGGGGCGGCCACCUCUUCUUCCCCUACUACCGCUGGAAGGCCAAGUCGGGCAAGGACCCGGAGCCGCCGAGCAUGGCCGUCCUGCACCAGCUGCAGCCCUCGGAGCGCGGCUUCUCCCUGCGAGGCCAGGUGUAUUUGGACUGUGGGUGCAGGAGCCUCAUCGUUUCCUCCAGCCUCAUCCGCCAGGGAGAGAAGGGCUGGUGGGUGGGCGUCUUCAACCACAGCCACAGCACCAAGACCUGGAACGCCACCGCCGUCUGCAUCUUCGGGAUGGAGGAGAUGAAGGAGCAAGCCUGCGGCUCCACGCACUUCGCCGUCAACGAGAACCACUGCGAGGAACGAUCAAUCAAGAAAUCACCUACCUUGAUUCACUCUGGAUUAGCAGCUGUUUAUGGCACAGUUGUUUUAAAUCAGAUAGUUCUCUUUCUGGGAACAGAUGAUGGACAGUUACUGAAGGCUAUUCUUAAUGAGGAUAUGGAAUCUAACUGCCCAGAGGUUUUAUAUGAAAUUAAAGAAGAAACCUCUAUUUUCCCCAAACUUCGACUUGAUCCAGUAGAUAAUAACUACAUCUAUCUGUCAUCUGCCAAUAAGGUGAGAAGAAUACCAGUUGCAAAUUGCAGUAGAUAUGUUUCCAAGCAAGAAUGCUUAUCUGCAAAGGAUCCCUACUGUGGGUGGUGUUCUCUGAAUCAAAGGUGCACAUUAAAAGAAAAUUGUACACGUUCAAACAGCACAAAGGUUUGGUAUAACAUUUCACAUGCACCUGAUAAAGAUCUGAAAAUCCUGCUAAGUUUCCCUGCCAGAAAUCAGGUCACUGUGUCUACAAGCAUAAGCAAAACCCUUACUUCCUGUAUGAUAGAAAUUGUAAAACCUAUUGAAAUAUUUUGUGAAAAUGUAGUGCUGAAAAACUCAUCCUGUUUCUGCAGUCUAACUACUCUGGUGACAAUGGAUUAUGAUUGUCUAGUCCUUGAAGCAUCGCUGUCCUCGAGCUCUUGGAAUAUCACACAAACAUUUCAGUUGGAAAAUUGCUCACGGUGUAUAAACGAUGGUGAGUGUGCCAGCUGUAAAUGGACGCGUGUCUCUUCCGCCACUGCCUGCCAGGAUAGUUGCAGCACCACAACUGCUUCCCAAGGGAUCGCCACUGCACAGAAAUCAGAGCAUAUCAACAUUCAUUCCAUCGAACCUUUGUGGAUUUCUACAUUAGGCAAAAGUGAAAUAACAGUCAAAGGAGAAAACUUUACACGUGCAUCGGGCAUAAAACUGAUUCUGACGGGCAUCAGUGGCUGUAAACCAGACAUCAUUAAAGUUAGAAAUGUGCUAAAUGAUACACAAAUGACAUUUGCUCUCCCACCAACACGUAAAGAGGCCAAAAGUGUAUGUAUACAGGCUGAUGGGAGAAAAUGUUCACCAGCAGUAACCCUGCAUUAUGUUUCACCGCCAUCAUGUUUCGGAAUUACACCAAAUACCUCCUGGAUCAGUGGUGGUCGCAAAAUAACUGCAAGUGGUAGAAAUUUUAAUGUGGUGGACAGUGUGAUUAUUUCAGAUGACCAGAGAUCAAACCUCACCGUCUCCAAAUGUUCUGGAAAUGAAUCUGAAUAUCAUUACUUAACACCAAGUCUGAGCCAUGCAACAGAGGGUAAAGUUGUUGAUAUGAUAUUGAAAGUGGAAACUACCUUUAUACCAUGUGUCAAAUUACACUAUCACCCUGACCCCGUGUUCAUUAACUACCAGCUGCACACUGAGCUGGAUCCUGAUCUGGAAUUAAAAAUAUAUAAAGAAAAUGACAACCUGAAUAUUUCUAAAACUGAGGUAGAGGUUUAUCUGUCAUAUAUGAAUGGUACACAGACCAAAAAGGUAUGGUUCAACGUCCAAAAUAUUACCAAAAAACCAGACCGUAGCACCAUACUGAGCAAAUUCAAAAGAGAAGGAACAGACAAGAUUGACUUUUCCACUGUGAAAGUUUUUGUCAAAUUAGGAAAUUUUGAGCUUGAAGUCAAACCAACAUCAUCAUAUAUAUAUUUAUAUGUCCUUAUUUUGCUACCUAUUGUAGUGGGUGUCAUUAUAGUGGCAUUCAUAGUUACUAGAUACAAAUCCAAAGAGUUAACCCGUAAACAGAGUCAGCAACUUGAACUGCUGGAAUACGAGAUUCGGAAAGAAAUACGCGAGGGAUUUGCUGAACUGCAGAUGGAUGAACUAGAUGUGGUGGACAGUUUUGGGACUGUUCCCUUCCUUGACUACAAACACUUCGCUAUUAGAACUUUCUUUCCAGAGUCAGGAGGCUUUGCGUCCAUCUUCAGUGAAGACAUGCCACAAAGCAGAGACCAAACGCGCAAGGAUGAAAGCUUCAACAUGUUGCAUGCUUUAAUUUGUAACAAGAACUUUCUUGUUACUCUCAUUCACACCCUUGAAAAGCAGAAAAAUUUCUCUGUGACAGACAGGUGCUUGUUUGCAUCCUUCUUGACUAUUGCACUACAAACGAAGCUAGUUUAUCUAACCCAUAUUUUGGAAGUGUUGACAAAGGACUUGAUGGAACAAUCAAGCAAUGUACAGCCUAAACUCCUGCUCAGACGAACUGAAUCUGUGGUAGAAAAAUUGCUGACAAACUGGAUGUCUGUCUGCCUUUCUGGUUUUCUCCGGGAGACAAUCGGUGAACCUUUCUAUUUGCUAGUGACAACCCUCAAUCAGAGGAUAAACAAAGGACCUGUGGAUGCAAUAACUUGCAAAGCCCUGUACACACUUAACGAAGACUGGCUGCUGUGGCAAGUGUCUGAAUUCAAAACAGUGACACUGAAUGUUAUCUUUGAAAAAAUCCCGGAAAAUGAGAGUGGAGAUGCCUGUCAAACUAUUCAAGUUAAUGUGCUGGACUGUGACACCAUAGGCCAAACCAAGGAAAAGAGCCUUCAAGCUUUCCUGAAUAAGAAUGGCUUUCUCUACGGUCUUCAGAUGGAUGAAAUUGGUCUUGAACUUGUGUCUGAGGAGCAGCAAAGAGAAUUGUUAGACAUUGAUGGUUCCUCAGAGGUGUUGGAAGAUGGGAUAAGGAAGCUAAAUACCAUUGGUCAUUACGAGAUUUCAAAUGGAGCAACCAUAAAAGUCUUUAAAAAGAAGACAAACACUCGAUCAGGUGUGGACUACUCUGACGAACACUGCCAUUUGAUUUUACCAGACUCUGAAGCCAACAAAGACGUGAAAGGAGCGGGUCACAAAGGAAAGCAGAAAUUCAAAGUGAAAGAAAUGUAUCUGACAAAGCUCCUGUCGACCAAGGUUGCGAUUCAUUCAGUUGUUGAAAAUCUCUUCAGGAGCAUUUGGAGUUUACCCAACAGUAAAGCACCUGUUGCCAUCAAGUACUUUUUUGACUUUCUGGAUGCCCAGGCUGAGAGCAGAAAAAUCACUGACCCCGAUGUGGUUCAUAUCUGGAAAACCAACAGUCUUCCUCUGCGCUUCUGGGUGAACAUACUGAAGAAUCCCCAGUUUGUCUUUGAUAUUAAGAAGACUUCACAUAUAGAUGGCUGCCUGUCUGUAAUUGCACAAGCUUUCAUGGAUGCCUUUUCUCUAGCAGAACAGACGAUGGGGAAGGAAGCACCAACAAAUAAACUUCUCUACGCUAAGGACAUUCCGCUCUACAAGAAGGAGGUGAAAGCGUACUACAAAGCCAUCAGGGAUCUGCCCCAGCUGACCACUUCAGAGGUUGAAGAAUUUCUAACUCAGGAAUCUAAGAAACAUGAAAAUGAAUUUAAUGAGGAAGUGGCCUUGAUUGAAAUCUACAGAUACAUAGUGAAGUAUUAUGAUGAGAUUGUCAGCAAACUCGAGCGAGAACGGGGGUUUGAAGAAGUCCAGAAACAGCUCCAGCAAGUAAAAGCCUUAUUUGAUGAGAAGAAAAAAUGCAAAUGGAUUUGAGCAGAGCACUGACUCACAGCGUCACUGUGGGGAAUUUUAAAUAAGCGCUGCUGCUCCCAGAACAGUUUUGAAUGACUACAUGUACAGGGUUUGAAACAUUUGGACACUCUUCUCCACUCGGACCAUUCCAAGUACAAUCUAAGUUUGGGAAUGAAGUGUGUGCAGGGGUAGAUACUCCGAUGUGAGCGUGUGAAAGCGAAAGUGAGGCUGGCAUCGGUGGGGGCCGGCACUGAGGUACCUGAACAUGUACCUUUUUUGUUCAAAAAAAUACUGCCUCAGUAAGCUUACUGCUUACUUAACAACAAGCUUGUAGGAGGUGCACAACGGACACUGCAAGUUCAGAGUCGCCCGCAUUAAGUUGCUUAGCUCUGUUUUUAAGACAGAAAGCUGAUGUUUUGCCACAUCCUUUCAGCAGCCCUGGCUGUGAGGAUGAGCUCCGGUGUCAGAAUACAGGUCAGCUGCAGUUUCCUUCCUUCCAGACAAAUGUAGGCUGGCUCCUGUUUGAAUUAAAAAAAGCAGCACCCAAGUGACACUUAGGACAAGCUCGCUUAGCAGAAAAAGUGGGCCUGAGGUUUGAAGUACAAAUGGCAUGUGGCAGGACUUCUUUCUCCGAGUUUAAAAAUUGCAAGGUGGAACCAACCACUGAGCAGGGGUGAGGCUUUUGGAGAAAGGAGCUGGACUGGCACCAGCCCGUGUUUACAGAUCUACCUUUCCAUCCUUACGUAAGCUGUGAAACGCGUGAGCAGCUUCACAGGUAAAACCCCCGUGCAGCUGCACUGCAUCAGACCAGGCCGUGAGGAUGGUGGCACAGACCCGUACUCAGGUGCACGAGGCACAGGCCCACGCGCCCGUGCUGCCCGGCCUGCCGUCCACGUGCAAGGGGCUUGCAAACCGAAUGCCAGCAGUUUAGUUUAGUUUAGUUUAGUUUUCCAGAUUGUCCAAACAAAAGCUUUGUCAAAAGAGGGUUAGUUUAAUAACGUGUAAGAGCAGGAGGCCUGUGGUGAUCCCUGGUCGAUGUGUACGUGAUAUAGCUGGGGACUGGGGGGCAGGGAGGGGGGAACAGCCCUUGUUAGUCCCGCCGGGGCAGUUUUCUGAGGCUUGGCUGUUUUCAGAGCCAGGGGAGAAUUGCGUCUGUGGCUGAAGUCAGCCCAGCUGAAACGCAGGUGUGUGGCCGUGCUGCUGCUGGUGCAGUGGCCGCGGUGCCGAGCCGCAGAGGAACAGCCGUGGUGCUGGCUCUGCUGCUGCACCAGCGCGCCCUCCCACCACCACCACCACAAGGCCGAAACAUUUGGUUGCCACAGGCUCUGCUGCGACUGCUGUGGUGGCACGCACUAAGGCUGCAGCCCGCCCUUAGACUUGAGCCAGGGCUUUGGCAAGAAGCGUCUCGCGCACACCAGCCAGCGGAGGAGGCGGUGGGCUCUCGCCUCGUGUUCCCAAAGGGCCGCACCUGGGCAGCACAGGGGGCACCACUCAGCCGGCGCAGGUGGCCCACGCUUAGGGCAGGCAGCGUGUGCUGGGGCUGGGACGAGACAGCGAUGCCUGAGCACGGCUCCCAGGCAGCCGAGCGCACAAAACAUUUAUUUCUGCGCAGCGCGGCCUUGGAGGAGCCCGGAGGCUGCAGCACAAUACGGGGGCUGAAUGGUUUUCUUGCACGCGCUACCAGGAGCUGGUACCAGGCACAAGGACAGCCAGCGCCAGGGAAUGCUAACCAGGGUUUGGCAGAAGCAAGGGCGCCUGUUAACACGGAAAACAAAACAAAACAAAACAACACGUUGCCUACUGGUCUGCCCCCUCCCUACCAUGUGAUUGCACAACUUGUACCUCUUACAUAUCAGAGAGGGGAGCCACCAGCCCAUACUGUGAUGGCUUUUUAAAAUUCAAGUCUUUUACUUGCUAUUAAGUUUACACUUUAUACUUGAUGGAAUGUAUGGCUUUGUUCAGGAAGCUGCACUACAGUGUUGCAGUACUUUCAGCAGUUUACCUGGCACAAUAUAGUGUGAUAUAAAUUUAGUUUUAAUGGAAAA